UUCAGCGCUAGAUUCAAACAGGAGCCAACUGAACAAAGAAAAGGAAAAGUAGAGAAAAGAGGAAACUGAACAAAAAAGAAGAAGAAUACAGCAGAAUACAAAAUCUUCCUUACAUUUACACAGUGCUUCAGUCUUCAGCAGAGGGCUUUCUGAAGGACAUUUUUAUCUUUUAUCAGUUGUUGCAGAAAUUGCAAAGAGAAAAAUGACGAGCAGCAGAGUUUUCAUCACUGCUUUUGUGGUGUUCGUGGUCUCCGUGGCUAUCAGUGAAGGAAUGAGUCUGAGAAGCCUUGGAGUGGAGCUGCAUUGCCGCUGCAUCCAGACAGAGAGCAAACCCAUCGGCCGCUACAUUGCGAAAGUGGAAUUGAUUCCUGCCAACUCUCACUGCGAGGAAACUGAGAUCAUUGCCACCCUGAAAAAGACAGGCCAAGAGGUCUGCCUUGACCCCGAGGCCCCCUGGGUGAAGAGAGUGAUUGAGAAGAUCCUGUCCAACAAAAGACGCUGAACAGAUGGCGACAGAUGUCUUUCAUGAGUCUGAGCUGUUUGUAGACAAAAGUACCCAAAAAAAUUUGUUUGGUCAGUUGUCUCAACUGUUGAAAUGAAUCCACUCCGGUUGUUUGUAUCAAACAAGCUAUUUAUCAACAAGUCUGUACUUGUUUGUAUGUCACUUAUAUGUGUUGUGCCCAAUAACUUUUUAAUCUCAGUUUGACUGCUCCGGUGGUUUGUAAAACUGUUUUCUUGUCUCUAAUUUAUAUGUUUAGUAUAUUUAUUCAUGUAUUUAUAAAUGUUUUUGGACUCACCGUGUUGUAUGACUGUCCGUUGAUUCAAUAAAAAGAGGUUACU
This is a messenger RNA of Toxotes jaculatrix (banded archerfish), 840 nucleotides long. RefSeq names its product interleukin-8-like. Gene Ontology annotation, cellular component: extracellular region. Bases 203 to 502 code for a protein of 99 amino acids. The record is from RefSeq and is a predicted model, not a curated record. Gene Ontology annotation, biological process: chemokine-mediated signaling pathway; cellular response to lipopolysaccharide; antimicrobial humoral immune response mediated by antimicrobial peptide. Gene Ontology annotation, molecular function: chemokine activity; CXCR chemokine receptor binding. The transcript has 4 exons. NCBI's taxonomy places the organism in Eukaryota, Metazoa, Chordata, Actinopteri, Toxotidae.